Molecule: messenger RNA, 7539 nt
Organism: Gymnodraco acuticeps
Lineage: Eukaryota; Metazoa; Chordata; Actinopteri; Perciformes; Bathydraconidae
Exons: 6
Coding region: 78-6245 (2055 amino acids)
Biological process (GO): protein phosphorylation
Molecular function (GO): protein kinase activity
Source: RefSeq, a predicted model, not a curated record
GCCCAACACAGGGGUGGCUGAGUUCAGAGACACUUCGAGCAGAGUGACUGACUUCUCAGUAGUCGAUUUAGGAGACGAUGAUGAUGAGGAGGAGGACUAGGAGAAGGAGUAGUGAUCCGGAUAAAGUAGCCCCGGUCCUUCCUCCCAAGCCUCGCUCUAUGUCCAUGUCGUCAGCCAACCAUCUCUACUCGCGCCCCCUCCCCGCUCCUCCACUCGGUUACAGAGGACUGCCUCACUACACCAUCGGGGGGAAAAUCGAAACAGACCCCCAUCACAUCACUACCUUUAAUCACCUGGGCCUCCAUAGGGCUCGACAGACACUACCCCCAUCCCCGUCGCUAUCCCCCUCCCUUCCCCCAUCCAGCCAUCCGAUCUACCCCCAACCUCCUCAAAUGUGUCCCCCACCCCUCCCUCCCCACUCCAAACCACAAAGAGGUUGUCCCAGCUACAACACAGCGGAGACUUAUUCCAGAUACAGUAGGCCGCAGAUGCAGAGUUCGAACAGAGACCCACUAACCUGUGACUUGUCUGACAGAGAGGGUGGCAGCAGGCAUUUAGCAUCCUUGCACAACUCCAAGGACAGUUCCCAUUCUCGUGCAAAAGACUUUGACUCCCCCAUUCGCAGAGAAAACCCGUUUCGCCCAAUUUACCGUAAUUUACCCCGCCCUCAUCCUGACAGACAGUCUUCAUCAAGUCCUACCUACUCAGACGAGGAUGACUCUCCUUUUACGUCCCCAGAGAGAAGCGGUGGGAACUCUGUCCCUCACUCCAGCCUCUCUGAAGAUGCAGACCCUUCCGCUGGAGACUCCUUCUCCAGGGGAAUGAAAAGGACUCAGUCCCGACUAGACACCAUCCUGCCGGCCAUCUGGAGGGAAGAUGCUGAACUCCUUUCUGAACGUGUGGCCUCUGCCAAGAAAUCCCCCAUGCAUCUGUUUCUGACGGAGAUCUCGAGUGUGACAGAGUCCACUGAGUCCAAGUCUGAGGCUCCAUGGGAGGGAAAGAAGGAGGAGAAAAGAGAUGGAGAGACGUGGGGGAACUUUGUUUUGCCCAACAGAGGGAUGCGGCGCUCCCAGUCGCUGAUCACAGAGCUGGGGUCAGCAGGACAGUCAUGGGGGUCAGAGAAACGCAACCACAGCUCGGGAAAUGAGGAGGACCAAACAGUCACUGACGAAUCAGUUCAGAGGGAUCUCUUCCUCACAGAGAUUGACACAGGCAUGGACACGGAUCCAGAGGGAGGAUCUCAACCCGAUCCAGUCAAAUACCUCUAUCCUUCAGGAUCCAGGUUGCGGCCCUAUGUCUGUGCACCUGGCCUGCCCACGUACACCGAGGCUGAGGAAGCGUACUCUAAAGGAAUACGGAGAUCCCGCUCCCUCCUCUCUGAGAUCACUAUCGGGAAGCAGGAGUCUGACCUGCAGCAGGAGCCUGCCAAGACGGAGAUGACCAGGGAAGAGUUCCUGAAGGAGAUCCAAUCAGCAGAGACCUUCCUAACGGAAAUCAUAUCCAGACAAAACACUGCUACAAACAAAAAGGAGACCGAUUCAUCUUACUCCCCUACUCCACUAUCUCCUGAAUACGAAUCCAUUUGCAUUGACCCAGGCUCCGCUCAGACCAUCAGAUUUCAGUCGGAGAGCUCCAUACGAGCAUCCAACAAAGGAAAAGAGGAAACACCAACUGAGGCCAUCUAUGCUCAAGUAACCAAGAGGGCUAAAAAGAGCGAGAUAAAGGUUUCUAUGAAACCGGAGAUCCCAGUCCUUCAUAUAGGAUCAAAUAAACAACCUCUUACAUCGGACAGCGAAGGAAGCGAUGCUGAUCACUGCCAAUCUGGUGAGUUUGUGUUUUCAGAAAUCAUGCCCAAAAAUGGCCUCCUGCACAACCAAACACAUGCAAGUCAGAAUGAGGAGGAGACUUUAGAUGGCCCCGCUUUACCUGCCAGAGGAGAGCAAACAGCAGCAUCCAACACUGUGACACAGCAGGAGAAUGAAUCGCUAGAAACAGAUACUCAAAGAGAAGAUGUUAUAGGGAAUGGAGGGUUAAUGAGAGCAGACAGGGCAAGCAGCCCUGAGAGAGACGAUCAGACGACAUGUGAUGUUGACAAAGAAAAGAACCACACUGAUAACAUUUCUGCAGUGGAUUCUGAAAAUAUCACUGCAGCAGAUCUGGAGAAUUUUGGUUCUCAGAUUCAUGAUGAGGCAAAGAGAGAAAACAAUGACAACAGGCAGGAAAAACCUUGUCACAUUUCCCAAGAGGAAGCCGCUCCUGCUAUCACUCCAACUACUCCAGACUGGGACCCCUCCUCUGAUGUCUCACUCAUGACCCCCACAGACUCGGUCCUGUCUCCUAUGACUUCAAACUCAGCCGACUGUCUCACACCCAGUGACUCAUGGGCGAGCAGCGGAGGCGGAGUGGGAAGUGGCGGGUGGCGAGCUCUGGGAAAUGAAACACCCCAUCGAGACUCUGCAUAUUUCUCAGACAGCGACUGGGAGGGGGACGGGAUGACCAGGAGGAGCAGUGACGGACUCAUGUCCUCCAGGCCGAGCAGCAGUCGAGCAGCAGACAGGGGAACUCUGACUGGGAUAGAGGAGAAAACUGAGGAGGAGGGGGAGAAUGGAGAAAAGAGCCCCUUAAGAAAUAGUAAAAAGACCUCGGAUAAGAAAAGUGAAAGUGGAACAACUAUUGAGAUGUGUGAGGAAAGUAUCACUUUAAAUCAACAUGCUACAGAGAAUUCCAUCCCUAAUUUAGGUGAGGACGAAGAUUCUCUGAACAAAGGGCUUGAGUCAACACAGAGAGAUGACUCUGGCAUUUUCCAAAACGAGAGCAAAGAGUCAUCACUGCUGUGUGAUGAUCAUCAGGCCAAGGACUGUGUUGACUUAAUUGAUAAGUUAUUCACAACAUUAGAUGAUGAGCCACUGAAAGGGCUUCCUCACAGCAGUGAGUAUCCGAUAGACUACACAGAUGGCGUCAUCGCUCAGAUAACAGAUUGCAAAUACCAGGACGCUGCAGAAAACAAAUUUAAUCUGCAAUCCAAGAGCCUCGCUGAGAAAAAUGUUUUGAUCGAGGCUAUAUCUGGCAGUCUGUCAAAGGAUUGCGUCUUGAGGCCCAACACCACAAGUAUAACAGAUACUGAUAUUGAUAUAUCUGCAAUGAACUCUCUCAAAUGUGGAAAUGACGCUGUGCAAUCUGCAACACCAUCUCAAGAUGACAACAGAGAGUCAAGGCUAUCCACCAUGUACGCCAUUCAAAGCAGUGACCCCACACUCGGAGAUCCAGCUGCGUCAGUAGUCGAGCCAAGCGAUGACGGGACGUCUGUCUUUGAUAAAGAGAGUGGUCUGAUUAGUCCUUCUUGGGCCGAGGAGGGUGAUGAAGAGUUAGAAGGAGGUGAAGAGAGGCCGGGGCUGGACCACAACGAGCUGGGCCUGAGAAACCUGCAAUGCUCAGAAGGCAGCGAGGUAAAGAAGGUCACGACGGAGACGGAGACGGAGAAACAGCUGGUUGCCGCAGAGCUGAGUAACGCCAUGAAGGAAAAGUCCCCCUUGAGAGGGGCAGUGAGUCGGAUGGACUCUGCUAACAAUGUGGAUAAUAACUCCUGCGAGGGCCUGGAUGUGAAGACUAAAGAGUUAUGGAGCGCCCUGGAGGAGGAUGAAGAACUAACAGGAUCUGGUGUCGUUAGGGGGGAGUUUGACUGCCAUCGUUUUUUACAGUCAAGUGAUUUACGGUUGUGGCCUGAUGAAAAUGACCAGUGGGCCUCACCAGAGAGGAGGAGCCAAGAUGUUGAACUCAGGUCUGAAUUGUUCUCUGGGUUCAGUAAUAAAGCCUGGGAGGUGGGGGAAAUGCUUGUUGUGGGUCAGGAGUUUUGGGAGGCUGAAGAAAACGAUGAACUUGCAGGAAGUGAAACUCAUCCUGCCAUCUUGGCGGGCAGUGAAGAAACCAGGAACGAGGAAACACAAGGACUUGUGGGUAAUCUUGCCCCGAAGGAAAGGUGGGACUCUGCAGAUAGUGAUGAUCAACAGUUGGAAGAAGUGGUAGAGAUACAACAGGAGGAAAAUAUUGAGAACUUCAUAGAAAUUGGCAGUCUCAACAAAGACCUGGAAAGAGGAACCUCAGAUAUUGAAGUAGAGAAUAAAGAAAUCCCAGAGCAGGAGUCCUUGGAGAAGGACGAGAGUAAGAUUUUGUGUACAGACACCAAAGGUCUGCAGGACUCCACAGAGACGGAAGAAAAUCAAAAUGUUAACAGAUGUCCUCAGAAUCUCCAAAAAGACGAAGAGACAUCAGCCAAGCAAAUUGAUGAAACCAUCUCUAACCCAGAUAACUGCUUCAGUCAAACUUUAGAAAGCUCAAGUAUAAUUAUUUGCAUCACCGAAGCUUCUCAUGAGAACGUUUCCCACCUGGAAAAUGUUGAAUCAGGCGCAGAAUCAGAGGAGGAGACAAGACCAUGGCAUGCUAAGGAAUACGUAGAAGAUAGAGUAAGCAUUAUGAAUGAAGAAGAGGAUUACAGAGACUUGCCCGCUCCACCAAAUCCCAUCUAUUGUUCUGAUGACCUUGAUAUGCAGGAUGACAUAGAUCCACAGGUCGACAAUUUCAGCUCGGUAGAUUUCCCUAGUCCUCCACCAAGCAUAGACCUUGAUGUGCAAGAUGAUAAAUUGGAGAGUUUAGACGACUCUUUUCCUAGCCCACCGCCAUCUGUUAUCGAGGCAGAAGAGUUUAUUAGUCACAUUAAUCUAGAAGACUUUAUUGCUAGUACUGAGACAGAGUCGUAUAUUUCCCCAACUCACAGCGCAGACGUGUCAGAGCCACCUCUGCAAGAAUCACCACCUGCUACAACUCAGAGUAAAGGGAUCUCAGCCAACCUGAACCUCCCCACUGUGCAUAUAACCCUGGCCGAUGAGAGCGCCCUCACACCCAACACAGAAAUACAGGAUGAACCGAAUAAUCUGUUCCAGGAAACCUCAUCUGCCACCCCAUCUUCACCCCAGGUUCCCCUCAACAAUCUCCCAGAAUUACUGAUUUCAGAGUGGAAAGAUUUGGAUGAGGAGCCCCUGGAGGAUUUUGAAAAACUGGAACAACUGUGCUGCAUUUCUGGGGACGAAGAGGACUCUCUGGGCGACCUUUUUCUGGGGAACCUAGAGAUCCUGGAGUCUCUGAAGAAGACACCUGAGCAGAAGGGCAGCAGUGUUGGUGAAAGUGAUGAAGGUGAGAAGACAGGUGGCUCCUCUACGCCUGAGGGGAGCAGGGGGGAUUUGAAUGAUAAGUCUGAUACUCUGGUAGAAUCAACACCACAGCUAAUCCUGGAUUCUCAAGAGAAGAAGAACGACGGCCAGAGAUCACAGAGUGAAACCUCUGAUGUCAAAGACCAUGGCUCUCUCUCUAAGAUGACAACAAAAAAUGGCCUCAUGAUGCAGGUGUGUGAGGAAAGGCUGCAGUUCUCCCUCAGUGAAAAUGUGAAAACAAACGUGCUCUGGGGGUCGACUGUCAAAGACACGGUGAUGAUCAGACCCUGGAGCGAACAAAUCAUGGAGAACAGCAGUGAGCUGGUCACUGUGACGGAGCAAAACGAGGAUGAAAGCCAAGAGGAGCAGGAAAGUUCCCCGAGCUUUCAGCCGCACACGGAGUCUGAAGAAACUAAUGCUGAGCCGCUCACUGUGAUUGAACAACCUGAGGUCACAACCCCUCAGCCGACUGCGAACCAGGCAAUGAAAGCAAAACUUGCUCGUCUGUCCCUCGCCCUCCCUCCUCUCGCUCUGACUCUGCCCCUCACCCCCACUGGAAAAGGAGGGUUUGGGGACGGUGCGAUUGGAAAUCGAAUUGUGAGACGGAGAGGUCUGUCCUCAGGAAGCGACCCUGACGAUGAGGAGGAGGACGAGCAGGAGGACGAGAGCUCCCGGAGGGUGAUAGUCGUCACAGAAACAGAUGUGGACAAACGCGUCGGGCUCAGGAGUUUACUGAAAUCACCUAAGGAGCCGAUGGACAGAGAGAAGGACAGAGGAAGAAACGUGUCCUUUUUUGAUGAUGUCACAAUCUAUCUUUUUGAUCAGGAAACUCCAACCUAUGAGUUGGGCAGUUCAGCGCCCACAAGUCCAGCCCCUGUGACGGUCAAAAACAGCAAGUUGGAUUUGCGUGGAAACAUCAAGAGCAAAGAAUCAAAAAGGAAGGAGGAUCUAUCAAUCAAACCAAGGUCGUCUGUGGGGGCAAAACACGUAUCAUCGUCGCGCUUCACUGUCAGCCCUGCCAACGACCCCCACCUCGCGUGAUGUUACGUGUCGUUGUGGGAACCUUUAGAGCUGAACCCUCUCGGACUGGCCAGCAAAUUAACCCCAACAACCAGCCAUUCACCCAGAGGCUAUUUUUUUAUUGAAGAGGCAACGAAAGAUUGAAGCUCCUGUUCUCAAAGCUGGACACAUUCCAGGUUUUACCAGCGACAGGAUUUUGUAUGACAGGGCUUGUUGUGCUCCUGCCUGCCACUAUUUACAGAGUUUUAUUCUUUAAGUCUUUGGAAAAGGCAGCAUAUGAAGAGGAGCCUGGAGCUUUGUAAAAUCUGAAACAGAUUUGACAGCUAUGCAGUGGGAGUCUUGCUGUGUACCAGCUUACCUUCUCUCUUUCUUCUUCAUUCUGUGGUAUUAUUCCCCAGAUGUGCGGGGAACUUUCUUUAGUCAUUAAUUCGUCUAGGUAAACGCUUGGAUUACAGUCCUCUCUUUAUUAAAGACGUUUUUCAUUGCAGUCAGUCAGAUGUUCUUGUAGGCAGCAGUUUGGAGCAGAAAUCGCUUGACUCCAGUAUUUGACAACACUCAUUUGCAUUUGUACAAAUAUCAUAAUACAAGUGAAUACAACAUCAUUUUAGAGCUGUUUACUUUUAGAUGUAUUCUUAGACUGCACGUAAAAUGAAACAAGCUAUGCUUCUUUUAUACUUUAAGUUCCAAAAAGAUUUGUUGUUAAUUUAUAUUAAAUAUAUUUAUUUUAUUGUUUUAUUUAUUUAUUUAAAGCAAGUUUUCAUGCAAUAUUUUAUUGAUUUGAUUAUUUAUUAAUUGUAUUUAUUUGAUUUACUGCAAUUAACCUAUUAACUUUGCUCUGAUUUGUUUGGGACAGAAUGCAUCUAGGUUAUAUCUUCUCUAAGAUCUUCAUAACAAAUAAAUCAAAAAUAUUUUCCCAAACGUCUUAAUUGCUAAAAAAAUAAGUAUUUUGUAUAAUUUUACUUGUUAAUAUAUGCCAAUCUGUAAGAAAAUAUGUCCUGUAAUGUGUCAUUAUUUUUCGAAUAUCUAUGAAUUUUUAGCUGUCUUGUCAUUAUUUUUACCUUGUUUAAAGACCGCUAUCGUAGUUUAGCAUGAAAAAUUGAAGCCUUUCAUCAGUAAAUAAUUCCAUUUGUUUGUGUAUCUGUUAAUUUACCCCAUUUUCUACUAAUAACAGUCCAUCAUGCAGUCGAGGUCCAACUAGUCCAUUUGUUUAGUCUGUUUAAAUGUUGGUUAAAAACCUGUAUUGUUUAAACAAUUGUUUUCCAGGGAUAAUGUAUAAACAAGGGGAAAUAAAAACUACAAAAUGUGAACCUCUUAA